Molecule: messenger RNA, 4537 nt
Organism: Fundulus heteroclitus (mummichog)
Lineage: Eukaryota; Metazoa; Chordata; Actinopteri; Cyprinodontiformes; Fundulidae
Gene: dmtn
Product: dematin actin binding protein
Exons: 16
Coding region: 487-1626 (379 amino acids)
Biological process (GO): actin filament bundle assembly; cytoskeleton organization; lamellipodium assembly
Cellular component (GO): plasma membrane; actin cytoskeleton
Molecular function (GO): actin filament binding
Source: RefSeq, a predicted model, not a curated record
UAAAUGCUGUUUUGCUAUGUCUAUCUUUCGGAUCUGGCGCAGUGCGCGUUAGGAGGCCGAUAAGAGCCGCGCUGCCUGCCGGGGCCAUUAUUCUCCGAACCGGACAGACCCAGCGGGCCCGCCGGGUCUUCCCACGCGGCAGGUCCGGUCUCAGGACAUCCCGCGCUGGGACAGCAGCCUCGUGACGUAAACAUGUCAGUGUUGUGAACGGUGAGCGCGCGCGACUCGAGCUGCAGGAGGACGGAGCGCGCGCCCGCUGGGGGCAUUGCCGCUUGUUCUCUUCCCCCCCCCCCCUCAGCGCGGAGUGGACCGACCCACGGAGCAACAGGAAGGCAGCGUCCUCCUCCUCCUCCUCCUCCUCCUCCUCCUCCUGGCCCUUCAUCGCUCGGAGCGACUCGGCUCCUCUGCUGGAUGUUUUCGCUCUGAGCUCCGGACCGCUGUUUGCAGCUGGUUUGAACUGAGCAAAAGGGAAGUCCUUCUACAGCCAUGCAAAAGGUGGAGGGACGUGUCACUCCUGUCAACCUGCCAUCUUCCAGGGGCCCAAGCGCUCCAGGGUCUCCUGCCACUGGCAUAAUGGCUCGUCUGAAUGACCAGGUGGUGGGUUACAAAGACCUGGCGGCACUGCCCAGAGAUAAGGCCAUCCUACAGGUGGAGAGACCCGACCUAAUGACCUACCAGCCUCACCUUAGCUUCUCACCACUUGACCCGCCACGCAGAGAGCGUUCUCUGUCCCCUCCUGCUAUGUCUCCAUCCAUGUCUCCUGAGGUGAAAGGUCGCAGAGCAGAGAGCGACGGCGGGUCACCUGGAGGAUCCACGCUGCAGCUGCAGGCGGGACGCAAGAUCAGCACCAGCAUGCAGCAUUUCCACCGACCAGAUAACGGCACCAACAUCUACAGGAAGCCUCCCAUCUACAAACAGGACCUUCAAACACACUCGGAGGGCAGCGGGGUCAUCCAGUCUGCCAAGUUUCCUGCCGCCCAGCCUCCAGACCCCAACCAGCCCUCCAAGAUUGAGACGGAGUACUGGCCCUGCCCGCCUUCACUGGCUGCCAUGGAGAUCGAGUGGAGGAAGAAGAAGCUUCAGGAAGAAGAUGAGUUUGAAGAUCUGACAGAAGAAGACCAGCUGCCGCAGGAGCAGGAGCUGGAGCUGGAGAAGAUCAAGUCUAACCUGGGCCGUCUGAUCCUGAAGGAGGAGAAGGAGAAAGGUGUUCCCAUCCGCAGGAAGACACAAUCUCUGCCGGACAGAACGCACAUGCACAGCAGUUUGUCAGCUAGUGCAACAAAGUCGCCUUCACGCGCACCCCUGACCAGAAUGCAGUCAGCGGAGUUUUCCACAGACGGAGAUAAAGGACGGCCAGCUGCUCAGAACGGAGAGACCCGGAGAGAGCGCAUGGAUAGAGGGAACUCUCUUCCCAGCAUCCUGGAGCAGAAGAUCUAUCCAUAUGAAGCCCUGAUUGUAACCCACAGAGGGCGCUGUAAGUUGCCGCCAGGAGUCGAUCGGACUCGGCUGGAGAGGCAUCUCUCCGUGGAGGAGUUCCAGCAGGUGUUCGGGAUGCCCAUUGCAGAGUUUGACCGCCUGUCAUUAUGGAGACGAAAUGAACUGAAGAAAAAAGCCUCUCUUUUCUAACAGGAAUCAACCUCAUUCCCAACCAAUACUUGAUGAAGCCCCUCUCCAGUAAGGAGGAGGCAGAAAACAGGCCAUAUCUUCAGCUAUCCAAUCAGCAAAUAAGCAGCAAGACCCAUCUCCACCAUACUACCAACCCAUGUCCCUGGAAAUGUGUGCUGCCCCCUCGUGGACCAGUACGUCUGAUGAUGACCAGUUCUGGUCAGAUCUGACUAACCUUAACCAAUGCUCUGACAUAUUACCAGUGCUGCACUUAUAACCACCACUGCUUGCAAAUCAUCCCUGUCAUUUAUUCUCCACCGCCAUCAUCAUCGUUAACGUGACAUUUAGUCUCAUAGCGUUACACCUCCAGAGGACAACAUCUUGAACAGAGAUCAGCCGUUAUCUUUAGGAUAAACUCAGGUUUUCCUGGUAUCAUGAAGCUGGUGCUAACCUGUGGGUUCAAAAGAGGCUGACUGCCCAGCAAUAGGAGCUUCCUCCAGCGGUCCCUCCGUAAGUCACUGUAAAGUCUGUUAAAACACUUUCUUCUUCUGACAUCUGGUUUAGAUCCACACAAGAUGGUAUUUAAGUGUGUCUGUUUAGAGUUUAGAGUGUCUGUUUUAUACAACUGGAGAAGCAGUUUAAUGUCUUCCUGCAGAUACUGUAUCUUACUCUGCUGCUGUUACACUUUCUUAUAUGGCCAUGCAUGCUAGCAUAUCUCAAAUCAUGUUUUACGUGGGUCCAAAAGUGAAGAAAUGGACAUUAAGUCAUUUCCUGUCUAUAAAGUUAAUGCAUUGCCGCUGUUGGGUGUGUAGAAUGUGCAGGGUGCUGCAUUAGGACAGAGAAUCAGAAUAUUGAUAAUAAUAAUCUUUAUUCUCAUUGCAAUGUACAUUCCAAUGAAAUUUGUUCUCUGCAUUUAACCCAACCCCUUGGGGAGCAGUGGGCUACCACUGUGUGGUGCCUGGGGAGCAAUCUUGGGUUAAGGGUCUUGCUCAGGGAGCCUGAGUGGCAGUCUGUGGGAGUUGAACCCAGAACCUAUGGGACACUAGCGCAAUACUCUAAGCAUCAAAGCAUAUGGACACAAUAAGUAAGUUAAAUUUAGUGUGAUGUAACAGUGUCAUCGAGGGAUAAAAAUUUAAUGUUCUAUACACAGUUACAUAGUAUACUAACCACCUCAAGUAGGUGUAAUAUUUAUUAGCUAAAUAGUUCAGAAGGUAGGUUAGCAUGACCUCCUGUUGGAGCCACUGCAAAGAUUCUGCAUAGUAAGGUGAGUAAGUCUUCAGUACAGACCGAGUGUCUGCAUGGUGUAGCAUGAGAUCAAGUAAAAUUAUUAUACAGAUGGUUACAGAACUGCGUAUGACUUAUAUAACUUUGAAAUAAAUGCAGUACAUGGCGUAUCAGGGCUGUGACUGCAAUGCCAUGAAAUAUUGUCCAAAAAGGUUGUGGCAAACUGAUUAAAACUAUGUGUUACCAUUUUAGAUGUAUGGCGAGGUAAUGCUGGAGCACUACUUAGUUCAAGCCACAUUUUUUGAUAUGUCAUUGAAACAAUAUGCAACAGUGUGGCAGAUCAAUUAUUGAUCGUAAUCUCAGAUGUGAACUUCUCAUGUUUAACAGAAUUUUGACACUGUGACCACUUAAUUUAUUUAUUCUUCUUAAAAUAUCUUACGAUGGUAGGAUUCAGACUUUAGUUUAUAUUAAUGAUUAUACAUUUAUACAUAGCGUCCCAGAUGUUGCUCAGAUUCCUGCUCUGGUGGGGUUCACUGAGCCAGCUGCUCACUAAAGAUAUUUGAGAUAUCUGUAUUACUUACAAACAGUCCUUAGGAUGCUUACGCUGCUUUUGUUAGAAUUUAGAAAGAAAGUAAGAACACUUUGAUCUUCCAAUGGAGAGCACUGCCAGGUCACCCAUGCUCUACUGGACCUCUCAGUAAUCUAAAUGGAUAAUAUUUUGAUGUAGCCUGACAUGGCACCGAAAUGCAACCAGAACUAUUUGGGGAUUUUAACAUACAGUUAGAAAUGACCAAAGAUUAGACCGUUUGAUGAAUUUUUACUAAGCUACAAAGACUGCUUAAUGCCAAAUAAACUGCUGGUAAAAUCCUGAACAGGACCACUCUGACAGGCUUUUCGGCGUAAAUAGUGUACUUUUACUUUGAUAUAACCUUAACUGUAUUAUUAUUGCAUGACCCUAAAGUUAUUAAUAAAGGAAUUAUUCUUUAGUGUUAGUCUAAACCUCAACUUUGGUUCUGUGUAGUUCACUUUAGACACAUUAAAACAAGUUAGUCGUUUUUUGAAACUAAGAACGGAACAAUUACUAUCUCAGCUUCAUUAAAGAGGAAUUAAUUUUUAACCUUAAGGAAUAAAAAUAUUUAUGGUUUCUAAGUAUCUGUUGCGUAAAAGCUCCUUUGAGACGUACUAGAAUGUACGGUUAAGAGGUUCUGGGGGAACGUAUUUUUAGGGAGGACCGCAAAUGUCCCUGAAUGUUUAACAAAUAGAAAGAAAUAAAAAGCAUCAAACCGUCCUAGAAACAACAAAUAAUGCAAGUCUGUUGCCCUAAAGUGAGUGUAGAGAGAACAACAUGAAGUUUGUCAGACGAGGGAUCAUUCAAGGUCAGAGCCAAUGUUCAGCCAACUUUUUAAAAACGCUGCCUUUUUAAGCUAAUGUUAGCUGAGCGGGACUGUUCUGAUGUCUUGCUCUUCAUCCACACUGAGGUUGUUAAACUAGCUAUUCACGAUGGGUCAGAAGAGCCAUGUUACUGAAUUUGAAAAACACUAAAACUGAACAGUGAACCCUUUUCAAGAAAUAAUGCAGAACAUUUUAUCAUUUAGUGGUUGCUACUAUCAGUGCGUCGCUAGAUUUGUUUUUUUUCUGCUGUCCAAUCAAAAAUAUGCUUCAUGUGUUGAGGUUCUGAGAAUACCUACCGAUAGGAUAAACACAGCCA